CUUUCAAUAACAGAUAACAGUGAUAGUCAUCGCAUUCAUCGUGCAAAUUGAGUAAGUCGCCGAACAUAUCAAGAUGGCAAGCAGUAGCAAUGCAUCAGCUUCAACAGCUCAAAAGGUUCAAGCAGGUGGACUAGAGAUGAGUGCAACCGGAAUACCCAAAGCUCCAUUUAUUGAGGAUGUAGAAGCACAUCUAGGAGGACCGGAAGAAGAAGCAGAGCCUCAUUUGAGAAAAUUCCAAGAAACAAUGUCAAAGUAUAAAAUGAUGGAAAUGGACAGAAAGCAAAGACAGAGAGCAUUGAAUGAAAAGAUUCCCGAUAUCGAAAAGACAUUAAGUAUGGUGCAGCAUCUACAGACUAAGAAGGAAGCGGAAGAGGAACUAGAGACGCAUUUCGAGUUGAACGAUACACUAUACGCAAAGGCAACAAUACCGCCUGUUGAAUCGGUGAAUUUGUGGUUGGGUGCAAACGUAAUGCUUUCUUAUCCAAUUCAAGAAGCUAUAGAUCUACUCACUAAAAGACUGCAAGGUUCAAAGGAUAGUCUUAAGGUGAUUGGAGAAGAUUUAGAAUUCCUUCGAGAUCAGAUCACCACGAUGGAGGUCAACACAGCUCGCGUACAUAAUUGGGACGUAAAGAGAAGGAGAGAUAAACGUCUAGCAGCAGAAAAAGCUAAUUGAGAUAUCAAUAAAUAAUUAAUUACAAAAAACAGACAUCAUUGUAUACUAUGCAUUCGAAUAUAUCUAUCUCAACAG
Messenger RNA from Meira miltonrushii, 748 nucleotides. Its product is annotated as Prefoldin, subunit 3. The coding region runs from base 74 to 673 and encodes 199 amino acids. The record is from RefSeq and is a predicted model, not a curated record. Gene Ontology annotation, molecular function: tubulin binding. The transcript is spliced from 4 exons. Gene Ontology annotation, cellular component: cytoplasm; prefoldin complex. NCBI's taxonomy places the organism in Eukaryota, Fungi, Basidiomycota, Exobasidiomycetes, Exobasidiales, Brachybasidiaceae. Gene Ontology annotation, biological process: protein folding; microtubule-based process; tubulin complex assembly.